CCUGCCAGCCGGCCCCGAACCCUGGCGGGCGCGCUCCGCGGCUCCCGCAGGCGCCAGCAGGACGGAGGAGCCCUCCCGGCCGCCGGGCUCCGACCUGGGAAGCGGCGGGCCGGCUGAGAGCGAGCCUUUCCGUUGGCGGGGAGUUGCUUGUCCUGAGUCCUGGGCCCGCGACCUGACCGCUGCUCUCCCGCCCGCCCGGGAAAGUGUGCUGCGGCGGCGAGCACGGGGGAAGGGAGCCGGGUGGCAGGGACACCCGCCUCCCCGCGUGCCCUGUCCUCGGCCCCCGCGGUGCCUGGCGCAGUCACUGCCCAGCACACGGAAGGAGCGAUCUGACGGGUCCAGCACCACUGCCCCGGAGAAGUUUAAGGUGACUGGCUAAGGCGAAUGUAGAAAGUUCACUUCAGCAACCCAGUGAACCUCAGACAAAUUCUUCACAUAUAUCUGGUUUGAAUCUCCCCUAGGCUUCAGGCCAAGCCCCGAAUGGCUGGUCUCCAGUUGGCUCCUCAAUUGCCUGUGGGCGUUAUGUUCCCACAUAAUAAAACGGAAGCUCCAGGGCUCCACUCAGCCAAGCAAGACCCUUAUGAACAAGGUGACUCUUCCCAGCAGUCUUCCUCGGGGCACUUGAAGAGUUCUCAGCAGAAGCCUUUGAGCAAGAGAGAGCUGGAUAAUGUCUACACUCACCCCAAACGGAACACCUGCACAAAGGCCCGGAGCCGCUUCUCUUCCCAGUGUGCUGGAGUAAGCCAGAGAAACUCGGGAAGCAAUGCCCAGGGCCAAGGAAAGGGCUGCUUGUACUCUGCAAGCCCUCAGUCCGGGUAUCGCAAAGCAAAUGACCAGGACUUCAUCCCCUUUACAAAGAAACGAGUUGGGGUGGACCGGGCCUAUCCCUUGAAGCCCAUGGUCCACCGGAAAUCUCGUAGUACAGGGGAGGCUGGCACUGACAGGUACCAGAAUGUCUACCCAAGACCCCUUGAGCUGGGAGAGUUUUCAGACAGCAACUCUGGUUUGAGGAAGUGGGUGAGUUCAUCUGUUCUGGCCUCCAUGCAGCGGGAGGCCAUGGCAAACCUCCACAGGACCGAGCGGAUGCAGCUUCAAAGACUGGAAGCUGCAGGGGAGAGCUUAGAAGAGGAAAUUCGAAGAAAGGAGAUUCUCCUGAGGGAAAAGUUGAAGAAGACAGAGGAAGAACUCAGAAGGAUCCAGAGGGAAAAGGAACAGGCCAAAGAAAAUGAAGAGCGCGAGCUGCAGAGAAUGAUACAACUCAGAAGAGGUAAAGGCAGUAACAGCAACACCACAAACAAGCCUGUCUUUUCCCCAGAAUGUGGGACUGAAGAGGUGUUCAGUAGAGACUGGAGAGAGGAUGAGACUUGGGGACAGCCUCAGGAAAAUUCUAGUCCAAUCCAGCUCUCUGAUUAUAGAAUUCAGAGGCUCAAAAAGGAAAGGCUAGUGGCAAGCAAUAGCAAAAUCCGAGACGCAGCCUCCAGGCCAUUGGAGAAGUUCUUUCAGCCUUCGGAAGAAGCAGGCAGUCAUUUGCAGGGAUCCACCAGAAGUGCUCGCCUGUCCAGGGCACCAGAGUCCUCACGUUCCAGCGGCUGCACUGAAGAAGAGCCAGAGCUGGGCAAGUGCAGCCACUGUGGACGCACAUUUCUCUUGCUCAGGCUGGAGAGACACUCUGCCAUCUGCAGCAAGAUGCAGGGCUCCAGGAGGAAAGUGUUUAACUCCUCCAGAGCGCGGGCGAAGGGCACAGAACUAGAGCAGUACAUGAACUGGAAUGGGCCAGCCACAGUGAAGGCUGAACCUCCUCAGAAGAGCAACUGGAGACAGAAGCACGAAUCUUUCAUCCGUACCCUCCGUCAGGCACGAGAGAUCCAGCAAGUCAUUGCCAAAGGUGGAAACCCCUCAGACUUACCUCCCAUACUACCUGCAGAAAACCCAGACUAUGUUCAGUGUUCUCAUUGUAGCCGCCACUUUGCUCCCAAGGUCGCUGAGCGACACAUUCCCAAGUGUAAGACCAUCAGGAACCGUCCACCACCUCCAAGAAAGCACCAUAGUUGAGCAGACAAUAGCAAAAACCUCCUCCAGUAGUUUAGAAGGCUCUGCUUCUCUGCAGCAAUAAAUAGGACUAGAAUACUUUGGUAUAAAGCAGAGAAGAAACCUCCCAAAAUUUUACAUCACGCAGCUCUGCUAAAAUCGGGGAGAGAGCUAUAGCUAAGCAGCAGAACGCAGCAGGAAGCCCAGCUUCCCACUGAAUUACAACCUCGGCUGGUGUUUCUCAUUUUCAGGCCCUAGGAACUGAUGGGUGAAGACACUGAAUAGUGAACAGGCGACAUUAAAGCUCUUUCUCACAGGCGUGGCUGUGGUUUGUGCUGAAGUGCCUGCAUCUAGCUAUUUUUCUGCUCACAUGUGGCCACUUUCUGUUAACCCUUCAUGUUCUUGCAAGAAAUAGGAGAAUUGAGAGGAGUUGGGGUCAGAGGAUUGUGGUCACCCAGAUGGCAAUUCUUAUAAAAGACAAUACGAUUUUGCUUUAA
Chinchilla lanigera (long-tailed chinchilla) is the source of this 2525-nucleotide messenger RNA. RefSeq names its product zinc finger, C2HC-type containing 1C (gene Zc2hc1c). The record is from RefSeq and is a predicted model, not a curated record. Lineage: Eukaryota; Metazoa; Chordata; Mammalia; Rodentia; Chinchillidae.